Saccharomyces cerevisiae S288C is the source of this 1848-nucleotide messenger RNA. It is a transcript of the gene NPR2, whose product is annotated as nitrogen permease regulating protein NPR2. NCBI's taxonomy places the organism in Eukaryota, Fungi, Ascomycota, Saccharomycetes, Saccharomycetales, Saccharomycetaceae. The transcript has a single exon. The record is from RefSeq and is marked reviewed. The coding region runs from base 1 to 1848 and encodes 615 amino acids. Gene Ontology annotation, cellular component: vacuolar membrane. Gene Ontology annotation, biological process: negative regulation of TORC1 signaling.
AUGCUAAGCUAUUUCCAAGGGUUUGUGCCCAUACACACAAUAUUUUACUCCGUGUUCCAUCCUACAGAAGGUUCUAAGAUUAAAUACGAGUUUCCGCCAAAUAAUUUGAAAAAUCAUGGUAUUAAUUUCAACACAUUUAAAAACUACAUCAUACCGAAGCCUAUAUUAUGCCACAAGUUGAUCACUUUUAAGUAUGGUACAUAUAGGAUUGUAUGUUAUCCUGUGACAAUCAAUUCUCCAAUAUAUGCUAGGAAUUUUUUUAGUUUUAAUUUUGUAUUUGUAUUCCCAUAUGAUUGUGAGACGUCUCCCUACGAACCAGCUAUUACUAGGCUGGGCAAAAUGUUCAAAGUUCUUGAAGAACAAAAUCAAUUGCUAUCCAAAUCGGAAAGAGAUCCAGUUUUCUUCGAUUUGAAGGUGUUGGAAAACUCCACAACAACACCCUCCACUGCAGGUCCUUCAUCCACGCCAAAUCCUAGUAGUAACACCACACCAACUCAUCCUACAUCCGAAAAGGAUACAAAGGAUAUGAGAAGCAGCAGAUACAGUGACCUUAUCAAGGAUUUGGGCCUUCCGCAAUCCGCAUUUUCCAUACAAGAUUUAUUGAUGAGAAUUUUCCAAGACCUGAAUAACUAUUCCGAAUGCCUCAUACCAAUUGAUGAGGGAAAUGCAGUAGACAUAAAGAUUUUUCCGCUGUUGAGACCACCGACAACUUGUGUCUCAUUAGAAGAUGUGCCCCUGUCGUCUGUAAAUUUGAAGAAGAUUAUUGAUGUCAACUGGGAUCCAACCAUGAUGAGUAUAGUCCCUUACAUUGAUGGCUUAAACAGCAUUGCCAAAAUUUCUAAACUAAGCAACAGUGAUCCUGGCCUAGUGAUAGAGUGCAUACGUCACUUAAUAUACUAUAAGUGUGUUACAUUAUCAGAUAUUUUCCAAUUUUCUAACAUAUACGCUCCUUCUUCAUUAAUUAGGAAUUUUUUGACUGAUCCACUAAUGGCUAGUGACUGUCAAUCUUAUGUUACGUUCCCAGAAGUGUCUAAAAUAUCGAACUUGCCCUUAAACAAAAGUCUGGGUUCAGGUGACCAAGACUCACCAUCAUUUUCUGUACGAAGAAAAUCCAAAUCAUCUAGCAUACCGUCAAACCCGGAUUCUAGAACUACAUCUUUUAGUUCUACCAGUAGAGUUUCUCAAAACUCCUCCUUAAAUUCCUCUUUUUCAUCAAUUUAUAAAGACUGGAGGCAAUCACAAACCUCCUGCUCGAGUUCAAAUAUUCAUGUCAUCAACAAUCGUAACCGAUUCCUACCAACAAGAUCAUGCCUAUUUGACCUUUAUAGGUCACUUUCACAAGGUCAAACGCUGAAAACAUGGUAUGAGUCGAAAUAUAUGAUUUUAAAAGAAAAUAACAUUGAUAUAAGAAGGUUCAUAACGUUUGGCCUGGAAAAACGUAUCAUUUACAGGUGCUACUCUUUUCCUGUAAUGAUAAAUGCAGGUUCACGUGAACCAAAAGAAAUGACACCAAUAAUAACAAAAGAUUUAGUGAAUAAUGAUAAGUUACUUGAAAAAAGAAAUCACAAUCAUUUGCUUUCAGCCACAGGGUCUAGAAAUACGGCACAAUCCGGCAACUUGAAACCAGAAAGACCAUCAAAGGUUUCAUUUGAAAUGCAAAGGGUAAGUUCGUUGGCAACAGGCAAAAGUACUAUGCCGAAACUCAGCGACGAAGAAGAAGGUAUUCUUGAAGAGUCUAUUAGGAAUGCCGAAACAUUUGAUAAAAUUUGCGUUUUACUGAGCAAGCCUAAAUUAGAAGUCGAAAGCUACCUAAACGAAUUAGGAGAAUUUAAGGUAAUUAAUAGCUGA